UAAUCUACUACAUUCUACCAGAACAAUUGUCAACAAAACAUCAUUGUCAAAUUGACAUUUGAUUUUCGGCGUGCUAACCUGUAGGUUAUAUUUACACGUUUCACCGUAAACUUCUAACUAAAACACUAAAUAAAGGAUGUCUCUACUAAGGAUAAGGAAACCCACAACACAUAAGGGAAAGAAAAUUCUUUUGGCUCGUGAACCACAGAUUCAUGAACCAGCCAAAAACACGCUUUUUAUUGAAGGACGCAAGUGCUCCGGCCCCAUAAAGCAAGCUCUUAAGGAUCUUUACCAUAUCAAGAAGCCUUUGUGCAAAGUCCUUACUCGGAACAAUGAUAUUUCGCCUUUUGAAGAUGCUUCGUCGCUGGAGUUUUUAACAAGGAAGAAUGAUUGCGCCUUGUUCAUGUUCGGCUCGACAUCCAAGAAACGGCCCGACAACUUGAUCCUGGGCCGCAUCUUCGAACACGAACUCCUCGACAUGGUCGAACUCGGCAUCAAAUACUUCCGCGGCUUAGGCGAGUUCAAGAACGAAAAAAUCGGGACAUGCGUGAAGCCCACAUUGAUCUUCAACGGCCCAAAGUGGAACCAAACGGAAGAACUCCGCCGCCUGCGGAACCUCUUCAUCGACACAUUCCACCGCGACACGGUCGAGGCCAUCCGCCUGCAGGGCAUCGAGCACGCGCUCAGCUUCACCGUCACCGAGGACAACACGAUCAUGAUGCGAUCCUACAAAAUUCUCCUGAAGAAAUCGGGCCAGCGGACGCCACGCAUUGAACUCACGGAGAUCGGGCCGUCGAUGGAUUUCACGAUUCGUCGCACGAAACUCGCCUCCGAGGAUCUGUUCAAGCAAUCCAGGAAGCAGCCGCGCGAGGUGAAGGUGACCAAGAAGAAGAAUGUGGAGCCCGACGAGCUGGGAAACGUGCACGGAAGGAUCCAUGUGGGCAAGCAAAACAUCGAGAGUUUGCAGACGAGGAAGAUGAAAGGCUUGAAGAAGACCCCGGAGGAGCGCAAGGCGGAGCGACUGAAGCGGAAAGUUGCCUUGAAACAGGCGAAGUUGAAGGAGAGUUUGUGAGCAUUUUUAUUUACUUGAAUUUACUGUUAUCGAUUAAGGUUUAUCUGUUAAGAGACAUUUUAAUACAAAUUCAACAAAGAA
Hermetia illucens (black soldier fly) is the source of this 1153-nucleotide messenger RNA. It is a transcript of the gene Non3, whose product is annotated as ribosome production factor 2 homolog. Gene Ontology annotation, molecular function: rRNA binding. Gene Ontology annotation, biological process: ribosomal large subunit assembly; maturation of LSU-rRNA from tricistronic rRNA transcript (SSU-rRNA, 5.8S rRNA, LSU-rRNA). Bases 137 to 1072 code for a protein of 311 amino acids. The record is from RefSeq and is a predicted model, not a curated record. Lineage: Eukaryota; Metazoa; Arthropoda; Insecta; Diptera; Stratiomyidae. Gene Ontology annotation, cellular component: nucleolus. The transcript is spliced from 3 exons.